GCACUUAUACGGGAUGGCUACAGAUGUCCUGUGACGGGAGCGUAUGACACAGUGGCGCCGGAUAUGCUCGGUAAUAAGUUCGCAAACUCUGGCGCCUGGCUCAUCGAUACGGAAUGCGCUCACAUCGCGCCGGAACCCAUAUAUUUCAACGUAAAUAUUGACGGCUCCGACCAAGCUUCCAACAAAAGAGAUUAUCCGGCAUUAGUUCUAACGGCCCUCCCGCGUUUCGGCUACGACGUCGACAAAUUGAGCGAUCCGAAGGCUCACUCGCUCUAUAAUGUGAUGACACUACAACACGACGUACACAACGGGUUUGAGGGGCUGCAACUUUGGUUCAAGGAAACAGACACUGCUAACUGUUAUUCUGUCAAAGUGGCGAAGCCAGGUUUUGGUCACGGGACGAGGGAGCGGGUGAUGUUCAGCACCCCUGACCCCGAGCGUCUCCCGCUCCCUUCUCCACAGCUCAUGGUAUUGCAUGCGACCUGUGCGAAGGUCGCCAACCUUUCCGGCGCGGCUGAAUGUCUUGACAAGCUGGAUCGUGAUUUGCAGACGAUGAGUACACUGGCGGACGAUGGAGGCUCGGCGGAAGUCUUGCAUCAUGCGAUCGCCUCCCUCGCUGCAAGUGGUGUCAGCCUUGGCGCG
Messenger RNA from Gloeophyllum trabeum ATCC 11539, 642 nucleotides. RefSeq lists its product as uncharacterized. The annotation marks the transcript as partial. The record is from RefSeq and is a predicted model, not a curated record. NCBI's taxonomy places the organism in Eukaryota, Fungi, Basidiomycota, Agaricomycetes, Gloeophyllales, Gloeophyllaceae. The transcript is spliced from 3 exons.